AUGGCCAAAUUCCUGCCGGUGGUCGGUGAAGUGAUCACGGCAGUCGAGUCGGCUGGAAAGUUGGUUGCUGCUGGUGUCACAGCACCUUUCGACCCGAAAGCCGGCAAGAAACUCGUCGACUCAGCCGGACAGGCCUGGGUCGACUACAAAGACCAGAACCUCCUGGCAUGUACCUGUCGUGGGGAUGGAAAAGGCAUCGUGCAAGGUGUGGAUGCGUUUUCGCAGAGCUGUCCGGGGGUUGCCCAUGUUCGGGGAGUUGUUCAUCUCGCACGGGGUGAGAAUCAAGAGGCUUACGACUGCAUCGCCAAUGGCACCAAAGCGAUCGGCGUAUGCGCCGCCGCUGUGGUGGCUACGACAGCCACUGGUGGCAUGGGCACGGCUGCUGCCCUCGCAUGUGUUGGGGGAUCAGCCGCCGCUACGCAAGUGGCGCUUGAUGGUGUUGACACAGGCAUCCGCAGCGGUUAUAAUGGGGAGUUUCGGGCUGCCGGCACCAUCCAGGGUGUGCAGCGGGCUGUGAAGACUGGCGACGCGGUCCACAUUGCAGAGGCAGUCAUCGCCCCAGCGCAGACAGCGGCCGUUGCCGCAGGUGGUGCUGCGGUGGCGAGGGCAGUCGCCAGCGCAAACAUGGCAUCGGAACAGAACCUCUCUGGCACAGGCCAGUCGCUGACAAAGCCGCCUGCACAAGCAAAUCCAGCCUUGACGCCCGAGAACUUGGCAGCUGUAAGCCAACAGGCACCCAGACCCAGUCCGCUGGUGCCACCGGAGGGGUCUGUAGGAGGAUCAGGAGUAUCGGUGCCGAACUCAAUGGCCGGCUGGCCCAACUCGGCUGCUAGCACUACAAGUUUGGAGAGCCAGGUGUCUCUGGUGAGCGAGGCCUAUUCUGCACCAAUGCAAGCGCAGCUUAUCAGCGAAAACCCGGUGAAGAUGCUGAACAGCCGGGGCCAACCCAGUGAUGCAGCCCGUCAUGCCUUCGACAGGCAUAUCCAUCAGAUGAACGCACCUGAAGCACUCGAUCUGGUCGGCAACUGGAACUUAGCUCGUGGCAUGCGCUUUGUAAAUUGGCUUCAGGAGCAGAUAGCCUCGGAAGGGAGCGUCAUGUACGACGUUCUCUACAGAGGUGAGCCGAUGCGAGCCAUCUUCAACCCUCGAAACAACGUGGCGGUCUUUGUACGAGUUAACACGAAUGGCGCCAUGGACCUCGUUGCAGCUUUUCCUUUGAGUCCUGCCCAACAGCGGUAUUUGUUGGCACAAAACCCCCGUGUCAACUGA
Messenger RNA from Symbiodinium sp. CCMP2592, 1269 nucleotides. NCBI's taxonomy places the organism in Eukaryota, Dinophyceae, Suessiales, Symbiodiniaceae. The record is from the annotation of a GenBank genome assembly.